Brassica oleracea var. oleracea is the source of this 882-nucleotide messenger RNA. RefSeq names its product membrin-12-like. The record is from RefSeq and is a predicted model, not a curated record. Gene Ontology annotation, cellular component: ER to Golgi transport vesicle membrane; late endosome membrane; Golgi apparatus. Lineage: Eukaryota; Viridiplantae; Streptophyta; Magnoliopsida; Brassicales; Brassicaceae. Gene Ontology annotation, molecular function: SNAP receptor activity; SNARE binding. Gene Ontology annotation, biological process: vesicle fusion. The transcript has 3 exons.
UCUAAUAUCCUAUGGAAGUGUCGAUCAGUUCUGACUCAGACUCACCCUCUUCGUCUUCUCCUUUUCGUGUUCACGAUCUCUGUCGGCGAGCUAAUGAAAUCAAUUAGCAGAGACUCCGAUUCGAGCUUAAUCGGAUCCGCUGCUCUUAUGGAUUCUUCGGAACUUACCUCCUCCGUAAAACGUGACAUUACUGAGGUUCAAUCUCUAUGUGCCAGCAUUGUUGGUUAUGGCGCUCAAUCUCCGUACGGAGACUCCGUUAAAUCUCAGCGCGAUCUUUGGAGAAGGAAAACUGAACAAGUUGGGGAAGAAGCUGAGUAUUUGAACAAAAAUCUGUAGAAAUACAUGUAGAGGAAUCAGAGGAAGAUGAAGGAAGCUAAAGAGAGAGAAGAUCUGUUAAACAGAGGGAGUGGGGAAGGAACACACAUCUUGCAGAUAUUUGAUGAUGACGCUCAAGCGAUGAACUCUGUGAAGAAGUCAAAGAGAUUGCUAGAAGAUUCGUUUUUGAGUGAAUUUGCCAUCCUCGCCAAUUAUGCCGAACAAAGGGAUCGUUCGAAAAGAGCACAUGGUAAAGCUUUGGAUGUUCUGAACACAGUAGGGCUCUCCAAAUCUGUGCUCAGGCUCAUCGAGAGACGCAAUGGUGUUGACACCUGGAUCGAGUACGCUGGUAUGAUCACCAAUAGUCAUAUUGUAUCUGUUCAUAAAGUGGACACGCUGAAUUUAAGGAAACUGGAACGACUUAGUUACACUGAUUGUACGUAGAGAGUUAUGUGUGUUUCACUUGAUUGUGUGCGGGGAUAGAGGAUGCAUUUUUCUUUUGUUUAUGACUCUUACAAGAUAUUCCCGCAUAUUAUAUAGUUCAACGAAGUUUGAGUUUGUCAAGAA